UCACUCCUGCAAGUUAUUACUGCCUCAGCCAGCUGCGAACGCCUACUUCCAAAAUACACGUAAUGUUGCUAACCACAGAAAACACCCUUACUAUUUAAAUAGUUAAUACUGACCUGAAUGAUUCAGUAAGGGGAAAAAUUAUGAAAACACAUCGCGUUAAUAUGUGCAUAUUUCUUUAAUUUGUUAGCUACCUAUUUAAAUCACAUGCUGCCGGCUAGUAAAAACAGUAAAGACACCCGUAGUUCUUCAGGUCGUCCUGCCCUAGCGGCUAACGGAGACGUUAGCUAAUGAGGUGAGCUCAGUGCCCCUGGAAGCGCGGCUGUCGCUACAUUUCAGGAAGAAGAAGAAGAAAAAAGAAAAACUCUGUUUUUUGCCUUUUGAUUGGUUGACAGGUUAUCUGUGGCGUCCAGUAGUUAUCACGGGCAGCUUAGGUACGUCCAAUCAGAGGCUCCGGGGGCGGGACAUCCUUUUGUUAAAAUCGAUAUAUCCCAAAUUUAACCGCUGUGAAUGUGUGUUGGUGUAUUGUGUAUCUUUUAAGUGUUUUCUUUGCCAGACACUGUCUGAGAUCAUGUUAGUCAUCUCUUAGCUUUAGCCGUACCCAUCGUCCACUCAGCUUUCUACAAGAAAACCACUGAAGUCCGCGGAUGACAAUAGGCAGCCAAGUUAGCUAAGCUAACCACCGAGCCUGAAGCAUGCCGAAUUUUUGCGCGGCCCCGAACUGUACGCGGAAAAGCACGCAAUCUGAUUUGGCAUUUUUUCGGUUUCCACGGGACCCGGAGAGAUGCAGAAUCUGGGUAGAGAACUGUCGCAGGGCCGAUCUAGAGGCAAAAACAUCAGACCAGUUGAAUAAGCACUACAGACUAUGUGCUAAGCACUUUGACCCGGCUAUGGUGUGCAAAACGAGCCCUUAUCGGACUGUGCUGAAGGAUACGGCAAUUCCAACAAUAUUUGAUCUAACAAGCCAUUUAAAAAAUCCUCACACCAGACAUCGCAAGCGGAUUAAAGAGCUUACUGAAGAAGAUAUACGGAAGAUAAAAGAAAGGAGAUUGGCAUCUUCUAUUGACCAGAUUGCUUCCAAAAAAGAUGCAGUAGAAGAUAGCACAACAACCAAUGAGGAUGAACCUCAGCUGUCCACGGAGGAGAAGGCAUUUCGGGAAUACCUGAGAUCUUUGUUUGAAGCCGUGGUCAUGUUAGGAAAACAAAGCAUACCGUUAAUGCCUCUUAAAGCAUCAGAAACAGAACUUAAACCCAACAACUUCCAGGCCCUCCUAGAUUAUCGCAUGAACGCUGGAGAUGAAGCUUUGAAGAAGCGCUUUGAGGCAACGGCCGUGAACUCUGAAUACCUUUCUGUAACCCAGCAAAGUCAGCUCCUGGACGUUUGUGAGAACACGGUGAGGGAGGAGAUGCUAAUGGAAGUGAGAGAGAGUCGCUUCUUCUCCCUAGUGACAGGCGACCUUGUGGAAUUUGCCAACGAGAAGCACCUGCCUCUGUUUUUACGCUUUGUGAACCAGCAGAACGUCCUCCGAGAGGAGUUUUUGGACUUUGUGCCAUUUGAUGGUGAUGAGCCUGCACUGGUCGAGAGACUGGAGGCCCAGCUGACUGAUCGCUGGGGGCUCAGCAUGGAAGACUGCCGUGGUCAGGCCCAUAAGGCCACUGGGAUUUCCACCACCAAGAUGAAAGCAGUAGCAGUAUUACUGAUGGAGAAGUAUCCCUUGGCAUUGCACAUGCCUUGCUCCCAUAUGGCACUGAACGUUCACCUGACCAACAGCCUUCCAUUCCCUAAUGUCCAGGUGGUCAUGGAAACCCUGAGGAGGAUUGGUGCUUUCUUUCAGACCCAGUCAACUCAGGAUGAGCUCAAGAAAGCCAUCUCUACUCACUACCAGAAGAAUGAAGAGAAAGGAGCUGCACUAAAACAAGCUUGUAGCCCAGGCUGGACAGAAGAACACAACGUCUUUGAUGUGCUGCUGGAUAUGUUGCCACCAUUGCUGCUGUGCAUGGACAAUAUUCGAGACAAUGAAGAAGGAAAGUUUGCUGCCUCUGUGGUGGCAGAUGGAUAUUCAAUAGCAGAAACUCUUGCAGACUUUGAGAUUGUUGUCACCAUUGUCAUCCUGAAGAAUGUCCUUACCUUCACUAGAGCCUUUGGGAGGAAUCUCCAAGGGGAAACACUCGAUGUGUUUUUUGCUGCCAACAGUCUAACAGCUGUCCUGCAUUCACUUAAUGAGGUCAACGAUAACAUAGAUGUCUACCAUGAAUUUUGGUACGAGGAAGCUGUGAGCGUGGCUACCGUGAUCGAGAUACCCGUCAAAGUUCCGAGGCUGUUUCUACGGAAACAGCGUGCAGCCGAUGUGGGUGAAAUUCAAGCUGAGCCGUAUUUUAAGGAGUAUGUUACCAUGCCUGUAAUCCACGGGAUCAUGCAGGAGGUGGAGGACAUGUUCUCUGAGACUAACCUCAAAGCCCUGAAGUGUCUGUCGCUGGUUCCGGCUGUCAUGGGCCAAAUGAAGUUCAACACCACUGAGGAGAACUACGCAGAUGUUUACCGGAAUGACCUCCCCAAUCCUGACACGUUACCUGCAGAGCUUCACUGUUGGAGAAUCAAGUGGAAGCACAGAGGCAAAGAGGUGCGCCUGCCCACCACCAUCCAUGAAACCUUGCAGCUCCCAGACGUUAAAUUCUUUCCCAAUGUGAACUCCUUCCUCAAGGUACUUUCCACCUUGCCGGUGCUGAAGCUAGAGGACAGCAAAAGUGACACGGCAAGUGGAAGGCUCCAGGCUUACCUCGACAGCAUGCCUCCUCAGCAAUGGAACAAAAGUCUUGCGAUGCUUAAUGUUAACACUCAUGUCAAACAUGACCUGGAUGUCAUGGUGGACAAAUACUGCAGACUGUAUCCAGAGGAUGACACUGAAGUUGACGCAGAGUCCGAGGAAGUAGCCGAGGAAGAUGCUGGGAUGAAAUGAUGUGAUGCAGUGAGCUGAACAGAACAGUCUGAAUUGAUUGCAUAAUUUUCGGGGGUGUAAAAACAUGUGGAUACAAGUACUAGUAAAUUUUAAUGGAGAUGUAAAUUAGCGCUUGACAUUCAUCUCUGAAGUUAAGCUGUUAUUGUAUUUGGUCAAAUGAAUAAAUGGUGUAUUUAAAUACACCACACACUUAAUCUUGCAUUGUAAACAAAUUCACAAAUUUGUCUGGAACAAAAUGAAUACUCAUUAUUCCUUGUGAACUUUUUGAAAAUUGUAAAUCAAAAAAAGAUCUGUAAACAUUCAAAUUCUGUGUCAACUUGUGUUAUUAGACAAGAGUCUUCUGUAAAUUUUUAUAUAUUUUUUUUUAUCUUAAAGUAGAUCUGUCAAGUACAUUUACAGCUCCCUGUUUCUUUCACUGAUCUCUGCUAGAGUAGCUCUAUAUAAUUUGCAGUUCAAAACAAUCAACUGCAGCCCCUUAGUUCAUCCUGUGUCUGAAACAUGCCAUUUUAUCUUAGUCAAAAAUCAAUGAGCUUCCAGUUGGGAGGGAAAAAUGUUUAUUUCCCGAUCGGUUGCUGCAAAAUUGAUUGCUAAAGACUUAUUUACACAGGCCUAGAGACCAGUCAGUGACAUUUUUGCAAAUGUUUUAGCUGCUGGCAGAUUGCUGCAGUUUCCUGUAGUGUACAUGGAGCAUCCUAACUUGCCUGCAGUCAGUCACAAACUAACCGUCAAGCUGUAAUGUUUGCAUACAAGUCAACAACUUUCAUGCAAAGUACAGCAAGGAGGGUUUUUUUGUGCAGCACCCUCUUUGCAGCUGCUUUCACCUACUGACGACCAGCAACUGCGUAAUAAAUACACACUUUUUGCUAGUAACCAGAGGGUUGCCUACUGAUCUCUAGGCCUGUGUGACUGAAGUCUUAACAGGGAUUAGUCGCUGGCUUCAUUGUUUGAAAGUUUGGUCAUAUCAAAAUGAGCAUUCUUUUUUUAACAUUUAGUUUAUGUCAUAUAUGACAGGAAAUGGGUCCACUUUUAAGGGCUUUCUAUGUUUUGUGCUUGAUGGGUUUUACUACUGAGAUUAACUGAUGGCCUGAUUUUUGUUUUCUGUUUGUUUUUUUUUGUUUUUGUAUUGUGCUUUUAAUUCAAACCACAUGAUGGAGGCAGAUGCCCCUGUUGAUUCACAGUGCAGGAAGCAGGAAGAGCAGGAGAGGGAGCAAUUCCAUCAAUAUCAGCAGCAUCCCUGAAUUAAUGCUCAGGAAAUGUUUUCUACUGUAGAGUGAAUUAGAAUGUCAAUUAUUUUGUACAGUUAAGUGCAAAUCUGUGGAAAGCUCAUCCCUGUACAGGCUAACAUGAUUUAAAUGGUCGUGCAUCACUGUUCUGAUUGUAAUGCAGUUAAAUGUUUGCUUCACUGUGCAGAUUGAUGCAGGGAUAGGAUAGGAGUCGGCAUAAAUGGGUUUGUUUGUUGUUGUGAUUAGCAUUUAUGGAAAGAUGGUUUCAUUUUCACCUCCACGCAUUUUAUAUAAAGUUUGUUUUGCUUAAAUAAGACUCUGUAAAGAAGACCAAUAAAGCCGCAGGCAGUGACCAAAAUA
Molecule: messenger RNA, 4537 nt
Organism: Oreochromis aureus
Lineage: Eukaryota; Metazoa; Chordata; Actinopteri; Cichliformes; Cichlidae
Gene: thap12b
Product: THAP domain containing 12b
Exons: 5
Coding region: 693-2954 (753 amino acids)
Source: RefSeq, a predicted model, not a curated record